AUGCCUACGUACAUAGGAUAUGGCUGGUCCGAGGAAUUCCUGAACCAAUGGGCCCUGAGGAAAGGACGGAAAGUGACAACUUGCAUGGAUAAACAAUCCAACCUUCACUACGACCUCAUGUGCGAGCUGCAGGACAUGCUGAAAGUCUCGAUCUACACCGAGAUUCCGAGGCGGAACACCGCGGACUUGUACAGAGAGCUGGCGCUUCUGAACAUGGCGGUCGCGCUAGGGGCAACGCCAACAACGUAUGAGGCAUGGGAGUACGAUCCGGAGUAUGACGAGGGGCCAUGGCUUCCGGUUCGAGUGCGCAACGACGCUUCGAAGGAGCACGGUGUCUGA
Coniophora puteana RWD-64-598 SS2 is the source of this 339-nucleotide messenger RNA. RefSeq lists its product as uncharacterized. Bases 1 to 339 code for a protein of 112 amino acids. The transcript is spliced from 2 exons. The record is from RefSeq and is a predicted model, not a curated record. NCBI's taxonomy places the organism in Eukaryota, Fungi, Basidiomycota, Agaricomycetes, Boletales, Coniophoraceae.